This is a messenger RNA of Phaedon cochleariae (mustard beetle), 1094 nucleotides long. The record is from the annotation of a GenBank genome assembly. Lineage: Eukaryota; Metazoa; Arthropoda; Insecta; Coleoptera; Chrysomelidae.
UCUUGUGACAGUACUGACAGACGACAGUGACAGCAACGAGAGCUGCCAAAUUGUUGUGUAGCAAAAACUUUGAGAUAUUUCGUUGCAUAAUAAUUUCAAGGGGGCAACAGAAAACCAAAAAGGAUGAAGCCAGCCAACGUUUCGAGCUAUCUAAGGUCCGUCAGCCAAGUGGUGAGCAACCAACUGAAUACUGGCAAGCAAAUCGCCAUCCUGCCAACAAAACCUACAGUCCACAUCCCCUUUACUGGAACAUCCCCUUACGUCCUCAGCAGAGCCCUGCCAAAUGGAAACGUUUCGAUCACCUCGGGACCAGCUGUCUCCUGCCAGGUGAGGUGGGCCCACACUGACAUCACUGUCCCAGAUUGGAGCCACUAUCGCAAAGACAGCACGAAGAGUCCCACUUCUAAGGCUGCCGAUUCGGAAGAUAGCAGAAGAAAUUUUGCUUAUUUGAUGGUCGGAGGUCUCAGCGUUGGGACUGCCUAUGGGGCCAAGACUUUGGUGACUCAGUUUGUCAGUUCUAUGAGCGCCUCUGCUGAUGUUUUGGCUAUGGCCAAGAUCGAGAUAAAGCUGGCUGAAAUUCCCGAGGGAAAAUCUGUUACCUUCAAGUGGAGAGGUAAACCCCUUUUCAUCCGGCACAGGACACAAUCAGAAAUCCAGGCUGAACAGACAGUGGCAGUGGCUUCUUUGAGAGAUCCCCAACAUGACAAUGAGCGUGUCCAGCACCCAGAAUGGUUGGUGGUUCUUGGGGUGUGUACACAUUUGGGGUGUGUGCCUAUUGCCAAUGCUGGUGAUUUUGGGGGUUACUAUUGCCCUUGCCAUGGCUCUCACUAUGAUGCUUCUGGCAGAAUUCGCAAAGGGCCUGCACCUCUCAAUUUGGAAGUUCCUCAGCAUUCUUUUGUCAAUGAGGGUUUACUAGUUGUUGGUUAGGUCAAUGUUUUGAUUUUCUGUCGAGUUUUCAUUGGUGUAAAUGAAUUUUAUUUAUUUCUGUAAGAUCCAAUAUCUGAAGUUUCAGAGAAUUAUUAUUCCAGGAUUUUUUAAAAUUAUGUACAUAGAAGUUGUAUUUGGAGAAUAAAUCAUUUCUUUGGAAUUCUAUU